Molecule: messenger RNA, 3648 nt
Organism: Stomoxys calcitrans (stable fly)
Lineage: Eukaryota; Metazoa; Arthropoda; Insecta; Diptera; Muscidae
Gene: Alg12
Product: probable Dol-P-Man:Man(7)GlcNAc(2)-PP-Dol alpha-1,6-mannosyltransferase
Exons: 9
Coding region: 694-3486 (930 amino acids)
Biological process (GO): protein N-linked glycosylation
Cellular component (GO): endoplasmic reticulum membrane
Molecular function (GO): alpha-1,6-mannosyltransferase activity
Source: RefSeq, a predicted model, not a curated record
GCCAAUUGUCAAAUGGAUUAUUUGCAAUAUUAAACACUUUGAUACUUGCCGCAAUAUUUACGUAUGUAUGCAUGUUUGUAUAUCUUGAUAUACGUGGACAAAUUCUAAAUUUAGCCGGAGAAGGCAGUGGGAGCAUGAAUAAAUUUCCCUCUCUCUCUAAAUCAACCAAAAUAAACUAAUUUGCCGGUUUUUGUGUUGUGUGUUUGUCGUUGCUUUGUUUCUUUGCCCUCAACAGGUCACCCGCAUAGGUGUCAUAGUAAUAAGUUGCUUUUGGCCGACAUUCAAAGAGAAACAAAACGGCGUGUGUCUCAUCCUCCUACUUGUGUUGUAUCUUGUGGUGACACAUAUAGCAUUGUGUUCAAUUGCUUCUUAGUUCGCAACGCGCUUUCUCUGGCCACACAUUCACGCAAAAAAUAUUCUACCAAACAGCAGCAUCACAUCAGGCUGGCUGGCUGACUGGCAAGCAGGCAAGCAAGUGUGGCAGUGGAAAAAAGUUUGCAUUUUAUUGUCGUAUGAAAAAAAGAAUACGAAAAUACGGAAUCUGUGGAAAAAUGGUUGAAUAAAUUAUGUAAUUGCUGGUGAUAAGAUACAAGGAACACGUCAACUCUAUUGAACUCUAUAGGCAUUUUCUUUAUCUAUAAAUUGCGGAGGGGCGUCUAGCUAUAGGCGUUUUGCAUCAUCAUCACCAUCAUCAUGGAUAUGUUACUAUUUUUAACAGCAGCGGCACACAUUGUCUAUACACCUUUUACCAAAGUGGAGGAGAGCUUCAAUCUGCAAGCAAUACAUGACAUUCUUUACUUGCGUCAUAAUUUCACAGAGUAUGAUCAUCAUGAAUUCCCUGGCGUGGUUCCGCGCACAUUUUUGGGCCCCCUAUUCAUAUCAUUAUUAUCAUCGCCAUUCAUUGCGCUGUUCGAAACACUUGAGAUCAAUAAAUAUUGGGCGCUAUAUAUAGUGCGUCUUGUUUUAGCAGCCAUUGUGACUUGUGCCUGGACCAAAUUGAAACGUGUCAUUACCAAAAUCUAUGGCUCAGAUGUUAGUCUUUGGUUUAGUCUCAUAACACUGACACAAUUUCAUUUUAUUUUCUACAUGUCCAGACCAUUGCCCAAUAUAAUGGCACUACCUUUAGUACUCUAUGCUUUGGCCUAUUGGUUAAAUGACCAAACAAAGCCAUUCAUUAUAUGUUCCGGCAUAGCCAUAUUGGUAUUUCGUUCCGAAUUGGCUAUAUUCUUGGGAAUAUUGCUAGUGUUGCAUUUGUUGUUGAAGAAAGCUACAGCUGCAAGGGUUUUGAAAAUAGCAAUACCUGCUGGCAUAAUCAUUCUGGCUAUAACACUUGCGGUGGACUCUUUCUUUUGGAAACGAUUACUGUGGCCGGAGGGUGAAGUGCUAUGGUACAAUACCAUACUAAACAAAAGCUCCGAUUGGGGUACUUCACCCUUUCUGUGGUAUUUUUAUUCAGCUUUACCAAGAGCCAUGGCAGUGUCCUUAGUUUUUGUGCCCAUAGGUUUAAUCUUAGAAAGAAGAAUUAGGCCCAUAGUGCUGGCAGCUCUUGGUUUUGUGGCCAUCUAUUCUAUACUACCUCAUAAGGAGUUGCGUUUUAUAAUCUACGUUUUUCCUGUACUUAAUCUGGCAGCGGCCACAGCAUGCCAUCGACUCUGGUCGAACAGUGGCAAAUCUGUUUUCCAUGGUUUCUUGGCUCUAUGUGCCGGAGGUCAUUUGCUUUUGAAUGUUUUUGUGACUUUGUUUUUGCUGAUGGUUUCGGGAACAAAUUAUCCUGGCGGUGUGGCCCUAACGCAAUUGCAUGCCUAUGAGGCGAAUUCGACAAAUGUUGCGGUUCAUAUAUCCAAUUUGGCAGCUCAAAGUGGUGUAUCAAGAUUUCUACAAAUUCGCGAUGAAUGGAGCUACUGCAAAAGAGAAGACAUGAACUAUACCAAAGAAGAAUCCUUGGAGUACACCCAUUUGAUUGUGGAAGCCAAGAUGAACAAUGACUUGUGGGCAUCGUUGCAAAAUGAUUUCGAUACUCUGGAAUUCGUGGAUUGUUUUCACAGCAUAGGUAUUCAGUAUAACACUAUGAUGCCGGUAAAAAUCAAAACCAAGCCUUGUUUGGCCAUAAUGAAGAGAAAGCCUGGCAGAAUGAGUGCUAAGAGCAAAAAGCAAUCAAAGGAAUUGAAAAAGAGAAAGAAGAAAUCUGUGGAUGAUGAUAAUGAGCCAGAGGGCCAUGUUGAGGAUAAGCAAAAGGAGAAAAAGAAAACUAAAACAUCUUUGGAAAAUUUGCCCACUGAAACUGGCCACGAUGAGGAAUUCAAGCAAGCAACUGAAGAGAAGCCCAAAGACAAAAAGAAGAAAAAGAAAUCUCCUGAAAUAGAGGCCAAUGGUCAGACUUUGCAGAAUGAAGAGAAAGAACUGGAGGAGCAUAGAAUUGCAGAUGAGCACGCGACCAAGCCAAAGAAAAACUCCAAGGACAAGAAGAGUAAAAAAGCAGCCGAAACUUUGCCAGCAGAAAGCCAAGAAGUAGAUGAUCUUUCCUCAAAGAAAACUGAGGCUGAGAAAAAGCCAAAGUCCAAAAAGCAAAAAAAGAAAUCUGCUAUAAUUGUAGAGGAAGAAGAAAACUUGCCUGCAAACGUUGAAGUGGAUGAAGACAUGGAAGACACUAAAGACACUAAAGACAAAGGAAUAUCUGAAGAAAAACCCAGGGUCAAACGAGAGAGCAAGAAAUCCACAAAAGUAAAAAAUCAAGAGGAAAAGUUAACGGAAAGUGAAGAAGAAAUGGAAGAGCAUUUUGAUAAUGAGCAGGAAGCCAAAACUUCGACAGAAAAUGCCACUAUAAUGGAAAGUGACAACGCCACACAGGAGGAAGAAGAUGAAAAACUAGCUGCUGUUAUGGCUGAAGGCUCUCAAGAAGCAGCAAGCCAGGAAAGAGACAAUGUUAGACAAGAAGUGGAGAUAGAAGAAGAACAAGAAGAACUAGUUGCCGAUAUAGCUGAAGACUCUCAAGAAGAUUCAGAGCACAUUGAUACUCUAGCUUCAACUGUAAGUCUCGAAGAUGAUGCCAUAGUGGCCACAGUAGAAUCACUUGAAGACGAUCUGCCGCACUCUGAAGAAAUGCAUCAGGACACACCUGUACACAAAGAAAUCAAUUUCGAAGAACUACGAAAUUUAGCCUUGGGCCAUGUUAAUCGCAAAACGAAAGCUACGAAAUUGAAAAUACGACGUCUCAUCGAACAACACUACCGUGCCAAGGGCAAACACAUUGAAAAUGAUCCCCUAGAGAAACAAGAUGCCAGAACACCAACGACAACAAAAACUUCCGCCAGACAAUCGGUGAAGGCCAUCAUCAAACAGGAACGCAUCAAAGAGAUGAUAGAACAAAUUGCCACAAUGGACUUGACAAAAUUGUGCAACUUGGAUAAGGUCUCAACGAAGGAUUGUCUGAAAAGUGUUAUAGACAAAAUCGAUGCAGAAGAUAAACCAUCGCUACAUUACAGCUAGUGAUACGGGGUGUCUAGGUUAUCCAAUAUUUUCUUUAUGUUUUAUCGAAAUUUUUGUUGAUUUUUGUUUUACCAAAAAACCCACCAUAGAUCUUUUCUUCUAAAGAUUCUAUAAAAAAAAUUAUUGUUAAAUAAAGACAAAGACUUAUUUUUUUAAGAUUUA